AUGGGCCUGGUUUCCCCCUCUUUUACAUGGCUGGCUUACGACGGUCGCUGGAGCCAUUGGGGAGCUCCAAACGCUGGACUCCGGCCCAGCCCUGACGUUUCUCUGCUGGGUAGCUGGACCCGACAACCACGGUCCCCGCUUGAAGCCACAUAUACUUGCUGGACCCUGGAUCUCGUCGAUUCUCACCUUGUCCAAGAACCCGCGGAUGGCCAACUGGACGUCGCUUCAUUCGCCUCGGUAAUACAAACCACAUUCGCAAUCCCAGGUGAGACUACUACCGCCGCCAUGGAUGUGUCGAAGAACGAGUUGCAUCUCCUCGGCCUGCCCCUUGAAGUCCGCCUCCAGAUAUACGGCUGGGUCCACGUGGCACAUCCAGUAGAGCACGCGCAGCUCGCGCCGUGGUAUCCGAAUCCAAUACAUAGUGCGUACUUCUUGAGGCCCGUCAACCCCCUCGGAGUGGAAACUGAGGAUUGUGCCGUACCAGGGAAAAUUGUGAAAGCCAUCGGCCAACCUGCAGGAGAAGAGGACGAUUCCGACAGAGACCAAAAGUCCGAAGAGCCAUCGCUGCUAUCACCGAACCGUCCAAUCUCUGGUAUCCCCUCGGCGCUCCUGGAGACCAAUAGGCAAAUUUACAACGAGUGCCGGUCCUACCCCUUCCACACGAACGAGUUCGUCUUUGUCAACUGGUUCUCCUCAGGACUUUGGGCUGCGCGGGCCUUCACGCGCGGUCUGCGGCCAUGGCAGCGGGAUGAGAUGCGGUGGGCGAGGCUCGAGAUGCUCGGGCGGGACUGUACGGGCCCAGCGCUGAAGGAGUGGAUUGAGUUGUGUGAGCAUUGGUCCUUCGGGCUGCGGGGGCUGAGGCUCAAGAUCCUGAUAGGAGGUGGGAUAUUCGAACCCACUGCCCCCUUUUCCGCGCUGAAGAACAAUGCAGAGGCCCAGGCCAUGGGGCUGGGCUCCAAGACGACACGGCCCAAUCCCAGGCCAGAAUGGAUCGAGGAAGGGCUGCGAAAGCUGAGGGCGUUGAGAAGGCUGGAGGUCGAGCUUUCGGUGCUAGAUUGGGGCGAUGGGGAAAAGCUCGAGUGGUGUGCUGAGCUUGGAAAGAUGCUCAACGUCGGUAAGGAGGGGGAGGACAGCCUCGUCGUGGUGAGGUGUGUUGAGAAGCUCGAGGAGGAUAAUGGAUCGAAAAGGCAAGUCUUUGAUGGCACUGCGCAGUGUUGA
Molecule: messenger RNA, 1218 nt
Organism: Colletotrichum lupini
Lineage: Eukaryota; Fungi; Ascomycota; Sordariomycetes; Glomerellales; Glomerellaceae
Exons: 2
Coding region: 1-1218 (405 amino acids)
Source: RefSeq, a predicted model, not a curated record